AUGAGAGAAUCCUCCUUGAUCUUGCUGUCAAAGGGUAAGGAUCCAAAGCGGGUUGAGAAUUGGAGGCCAAUUGCCCUUCUCAACACUGAUAGGAAGCUUCUUGCACGGAUAUUUUUUACUAGACUGAGUUCAUUUUCAGGAACUUUAUUAUCUCCUGUCCAGUUCUGCACAGUGAAAGGGCGGAGCAUCUUUGGGGUGAUCCUUACUAUUAAGGAAGCCUUGGAGUUAUGCAAAGUCCAAAACACUGGGUGUUACUUUCUGUCUCUGGACCAGGCUAAGGCCUUUGAUCGAGUGGAUCAAGAGUAUCUGUGGGCCAUUUUGGCAAAGCGUUUGCAGGCGAGUGGAAUUGAGGGUCUCUCUGUUCCCUGUUGCCAGCCCCUCAGGUCGGUAGCCUAUGCGGAUGAUGUCACGGUAGCAGUCUCUUGUCCUGAAGAUGCGAGAAUCAGUUAUGGGGCCACAGACCCAGUACUGAAUGACAGAACACUAUAUCCAUACCAUUUUAGUACAGGACUAAAUGAUGAUAUUCUGCACAUUGCUAUAGCAGAACUGGUGGAACAUCUGGGUUGGACCUGGGUGAUCAUUCUGGCACUUGGUGAUGAACAUGGAGAGAGUAAGAACCUCAGGAAUGAGAUCAAUAAACAUGGAGCAUGUGUUGACUUCAUUGGGACUCUAACAGAAGAUACAAACACAAAUAUAAGAACAUUAGAAAGGAUACAAAAAUCUACUGCACAGUUACACAGAUAUCUAAGAAAUGUGCGCUUCACUGAACCUUGUGGAACAGAAAUAAAUGUCAAUGAGAUCAACAAAUCUCCUGUAAAGUUCACAAUUGAUACUUGGCUUAUUACAUAUGCCAUAAGCCAGCGAAUACAAGUUGGUGAAUAUUUUUGGUCAGGCUCUGAAAGUUCUCUUAAAAUUGAUAUCCAAAAAAUAUUUUGGAAAAAAGAAACCAAUAACCAGUUUCUGAAGUCCCAGUGUUCUCCAAACUGCCCUCCCGGCUACAGAAAAGUCCCAAGGGAAAGAGCGCCGCCCUGCUGCUAUGACUGUGCCAGAUGCUCAGAGGGGGAGAUCUCCAACUUAACUGAUAUGGAAAAUUGUCUAAAAUGUCCCAUCUAUGAAUGGCCAAAUAAUGAGAAAACCAUGUGUAUUGAGAAGCAAACUGAGUUCCUCUCAUUUGAAGCUGAUUCCCUAACUCUGGUCUUUAUUGUCCUCUCCGUGGUGUCUCUUUUAUUAGUGACAGUUAUAAUAGGAAUUUUUAUUUCAUUCCGAGACACUCCAUUAGUGAAGGCCAACAAUCGCAAUCUGAGCUUUAUUCUCCUUUUCUCCAUCAAGCUGAGCUUCCUCUCUGUGUUUUUGUUCCUUGGUCGUCCAUCUGAUAUAACCUGCAUCCUCCGACAAACCUCUUUUGGGAUCAGUUUCUCCAUAGCUAUGUCUUCUGUCCUGGCAAAAACAAUUAUGGUUUGUAUUGCUUUCAAAGCCUCCAAGCCUAAUAGUCCUUGGAGAAAAUGGUUGGGAGUCAAAAUCACAUAUUUUAUAGUCAUUAUUUGUUCAUUCAUUCAGUUUCUAAUUAGUGCUAUCUGGCUGAUCAUUUCUCCCCCAUUCAUGGAGCUCAACAUUCUGUCUGAACCUGGAAAAAUCAUCGUUCAGUGCAAUGAGGGCUCUGUCAUUGCCUUCUAUAUUGUCCUCUCCUACAUGGGAUUGUUGGCAUCUGUGAGUUUCAUUGUAGCUUUCUUGGCUCGGACAUUACCGGACAGUUUUAAUGAGGCCAAGUACAUCACUUUCAGCAUGUUGCUCUUCUGCAGUGUUUGGAUCACAAUGAUCCCAGCCUAUCUGAGCACCAAAGGCAAAUACAUGGUGGCAGUGGAAAUAUUUGCCAUAAUCUCUUCAAGCUGUGGCCUUCUCUUCUGUAUAUUUCUACCCAAAUGUUACAUUAUUAUAUUUAAGCCAAAUAGGAAUACAAAGCAAUAUUUACUGGGGAAUAAUAAAUAG
Molecule: messenger RNA, 1986 nt
Organism: Xenopus laevis (African clawed frog)
Lineage: Eukaryota; Metazoa; Chordata; Amphibia; Anura; Pipidae
Product: vomeronasal type-2 receptor 26-like
Exons: 6
Coding region: 1-1986 (661 amino acids)
Source: RefSeq, a predicted model, not a curated record